UCAACUUGACUGUCAUCAACAUCGGAACCUAAUAUAAAUUUUUAUCUUUCAAUUCUUUUUUUUACACUUAUAUGCCUACUUAAUAAAGUGUAUUUACAAAAGAAAAAUAAUGAAUAAUAUUUAUUAAUGCAAAAUUUUAUAAAACAUGACUCUUUAUAUUGAUACCAAGUUAACUUUUACUGAUAAUAAUGUAGUAUCAACAGUAGGAUCUUGGCAUCCCUCUUUGCCUCUUUUAGCUGUAGGUUCUUACAGUCAAGAAAAAGGAGGAUUUGUAACAAUAUUUCAUGAAAAUGGACUUCCACUGGAAGGUUGUGAGUGGCCUAUAUUGUUAUCUAAUCAAGUAACAGCUCUUGCAUGGCAUCCUACGAGAAGAUUACUAGUAGUGGGUUGGGAUGGUGGUGAACUGUACAUUUGGCUGGAAUACUCAUGGGCAAGAUUGGAAGCUCCUCAUAAUGCUGCCCUUACCACAGUGGCAUUCAGUCUCGGAGGGGGCCGCCUCCUUGCAUCUGAUACUGCUGGCUCUCUCUCUGGUUGGCAAUCAGCUUCUGGUGCUCCACUUACUUCCUUUCACCAUCAGUUAGGUGAUGUCAUUACUCAUGUUACAUUCUGUUCUCCUCGUCCAAACAGUGAGUCCUCAAUUAGAGGACUCGCCCGGGCAGCAGUAGCUGGUGAUGAAAAUGCACUAGAUGCUCUGGCAGCUUGGCGUCCCCGCACGACUGCUAGAAUAAAAGAAGGCAGCCAACCUGAUAAUCAUGCCUGUUAUGCUGCUCAAGAUAAUGGUGUAAUAUUAUAUAUUGACCACACAGGAGCAUGUUCUGAAGUUCUCAAUGCUUCUGGAAAUAUAAUAUUUAUGGGAGUCAUCAGUAACAUUUAUCUUCUUGUUGCCUGGGAAUCAGGAGGGGCUCUUAGCUUAACUAGGUUAUUUACUGCAGAUGAUGGCUCUUUAACAACAGAUACCCAUGUAAGAAUGGCAGCUAGGAAUGGUCAAUGCAUUGUCCUUGCUGGAAAUUACAAUGUGGCUGUUAUAACUGGGGACAAUUUAAUCCGUGUUUGGGAUAGUGAAACUGGGGAUAAUGACGCUUUGCCAAAUGAAAAAGAAGAAAUUGCAACAGGAGAUAUCUUUACGAGUAUUAAUUAUUGCAAUUUAAGUGACACUCUCUGUUGUGGUACUUCCCAAGGACAUUUGUAUCUAUGGAGGCGUGAUCACAGAAACCAAUGGAAACUCAUUAGUAGCACAACUGUUAAAGGAACAGUAAAGGAAGUCAGCUGGGGUUCUGAGGGCUUGAUGAAUCCUUUAUUAUAUGUAAAUUGUAUAACUAGUGCAUAUAUUCUUCGUGAGCAACCUGUCUCGUGGGGAUAUUCACCCAAUGUGUGGAUGGUACAAAAGUCUGCUAAUGAACUGGCUAUUUGUAAUAAAAAUAAUUUUACAUCUACUAUAAAUACAUCAGUCACAGUAAGAGCUUUUGCUUUUAAAGAUCAAUAUGUGGCUUUAGGUGAUGGGAAAGAAGUACAGAUAUGGAUGUGCAGUAAAGAUAAUGAAAUAAAUUUUUCUCUUAUAAGAACAUUUUCAUGGAAAACGGAUGUUCUUAUUAUUUAUAAUGACAUCCUUGUGGGAGUUGUUAACCCUCACAUUGAAUGUUACACAAUAACAGGCAAUAGCUUAGGUAUCUUACCUAGUACAGAAGGAGAAGGGGAACCAAUCGGAAUUACGAACACCAGUAGGUUUAUUGUUAUUGCUACAAUGGAUGGAACACUAAAACUAGCAGAAAUAACAAAGAAAGGACUUCGAAUGCCAUAUCCUCCUAAAAAUUGCUACCAAAUGAUUGAAGAUUUUGGAGAGGUAAUGAGAGCAUCUGUUAAUUCCACUGGUCGAUACAUUUGCUUAAGUAUUGCUAAUGCCGGAUUGGCCCCAGAUCCUCGGCUUUAUUUAUGGGAUGUGGCAAACGAUGUUAUAUCAAAUACUCUAGUUAGCAAUGAGAAUUCAACUCCUCCGUAUCAGAGUGUUCCUAUAGCUAUACUAUGGGACAAUAAUGAUUCUAGACUCGUUGCUGUUCACAUGAGGUCAGCUGAUAUAGAUAGAAUCCAUUUGUUUAUUUGUCAUGAAGGUAAGCUUUAUGAAUACAAAAAUUGGUGUUCUUCUUCAGAGGUAAAUUUUACAACUGAUUUUAUGCUAUGUUCUUUAUACACUCCGCAUUUAAUAAUACUUUCUCAACAAAAUCUUAAAAAAAUUUUAAUGCGUGAAUUUGAAGAUAUCCCUGAUUAUGAUCCUUCAAAUAUAAGACAAGUAUUAGAUUUUCUUUACUACAUGACUACUGGCCAUUUAGAGAAAGCAGUUGUGAUAGGUUCAAGCAUAUCAGGUGGUAAAAAUACAGUUAUAUGGGAUAGUUUAGCAAAGGAAUGCGUAUCGCGUAAGCGACCUGAUGUUGGUGCAGUAUGUUUGAGCAAAAUGGGUAAUAUUAAAGGUGCCCUUAUGUUGCGUAAAGCCAUGAACGCUGACGAUAUCGAUGACUCCUGCAAAAUAGGCAUACUUGCUGUUAAUCUCGAUAUGAUAGAUGAAGCAGAAAGUCUUUUCCGAGAAGCAGAGAGGCCAGAUUUAAUUACUCGUCUCAUAUCAGCUAAAGAGGGCGGAUUAAACGACAUAACAAAUGGAGCAAACGAAGGAGAAAAUAUCUUACUUAUAAAAAGUGCUCAACAUAAAUUGGCCAAGGUUCUUUGGUCUAAUGGGGAAACUGGCGCGGCUUUAAAGUUAUUUGAAGCUGCAGGCACUCUUGUACCGCAUGUACCGCGAAAUCUUAUAGCUCAAGGCCAAGCUCCCAUAUUAGCACAAUAUGUAUCGAAAUCAAAUGAUGUUAGUUUAAUAACGUGGUGGGGUCAUUAUCUAGAAAGUAUUGGCGAUCUUGAUGGCGCUCUGGAGGCUUAUGCUCGCGCAAACGAUUUUGGCGAACAGACCAGACUAUUAUGUCACAUGGACAGAAUAGAUGAAGCUGAGAAAUUAUGUCACAUGAAUUCUUCUUCUUUAUAUCAAAUGGCACGCUAUCUAGAAAUGCAACCAGAUAAAACUGAGAAUGCAGUUAAGAUGUACAUUAAAUGUGGUGCAAUAUCGUCAGCAAUCCGCGUCGCAGCUGAAGCAAGUGCUUGGAAUCUUGUUUGGCGGGCAGGAUCCGUUUCCUCUACGCAUGCCCUUCAUGCGGCUUCGAUUUUAGAAAACGCUGGUCAAAAUGAACAAGCAAUUACUUUGUAUCAAAAAGCAGGGAAACCGCACAUGGCAUUGAAAUUAGCUGUAAGUAGUGGAGACACAAAUGCUAUGAUUGCGGCAGUAGAGUCGCUGGGUGACCGUGUAGAUCCAGAAGUCGCACAUACGCUUGCAUCACAUCUCAAAAAAGCAGACCACCAUUCACACGCUGCUGCUUUGUUAGCAACGGCUGGAAAUUAUGAGGAAGCAUUAGACAUAAUGGAACAAUCAUCGGCACCGUUAUCGGAAGAGUUGAGCGAGCGGUUGGCAGCGCCAGCGGGCACAAGCGGUCGCGAUGCACUACUGCGCCGCCUAGCGGACGUUCUCGGCGCGCGAGGCCUCUACCAUCAGGCCGCUAAACGACUCGCUCAUGCAGGAGAUAAGGCAGGUGCGAUGCGUUGGUUGAUGCGGUCGGGCGAUGUGGAUCGUAUCGCGGUAUUCGCUGCGGCUGCUCGUGACCGCGGCGCGCAGCUGAUGGCGGCCGAUUACCUGCGGCGACGUGCGGAUUGGCGCGCACGGCCGGAUCUCGCACGACACAUUCUGCACUUUUACACCAGGGCCCGCGCUUAUGGAAAGCUGGCCGCUUUCUACGCCGACUGCGCCAAGAUGGAAGUUGAUGAAUACGAUAAUUAUGAAAAAGCGCUAGAAGCUCUUAAGGAAGCUGCCAAAUGCUUAGCAAAGUCAUCAGACCCUGAAUCAGGAGCGCAAACGGUCGCAAUUCAAGAACAAAGCACGUUGGUUAAAAGAUUCUUAGAUGUGAAGAAGACUUUGGAGGCUGGUGAAAUUAAUACUGGUGUGACAAGUGGACAACAAUUACUCCGCGCGCUAUCCGGUCGAUCUGGACUGAUCACCGAAGUGAAAGUACUUAAGUUACUCCUACAGUUCGCUGCUACUCAUCCAGAUGCCACAAAAUUUGAAGAACAGUUAAGAGCAUUACAAAAACGACCUGAAGAAGAAAAUAACUCCACUGAUUCUCCUGAACAAAGUAUAGAAGAAAUAAUAUAAAUCAUUUAUGUACCUGCAAUAUUUAAAUGAUUAUAGUGAUGUAAUGCUAAGAGACGAUGUUCGCGUACAGUGCCUUGCUGUGGGAGAAGUCUAUGUGUAGCAGUAGACUGCUUAGGAUAAUUAUAAUGACGUAAAGAAUAACAAUGUAAAUACUGGCGUCGGUUCUUCUCUAAACCUAUCUCUAAAAUUUAAAUUUCAACUUGAUAUCACAGCAAUAUUUGUAUACUAAGAACUAACUAAUAUGAACUAAAUUUCUAAUAGAUUUAAGGCAGAUUAUUAUAAAUUAAGUCUAUAAUGGUCUAUUAAAUGGUAAUUUCGCGAAAGCAUUAAAGUACUAGGUUAAGAGAUAAGUUUAGAGAAAUUAUGCCUCAGAAUUCGACCCCACUCUCACAAGUUGUAAUAUUGCCAAUACGUUAUUAUCAGUAUUGCCAGCAUUUACAUUAAAUAUUUAUCAAUGUAAAUGCGUAUGUAUAUAUAUAUAUAUAUAUAGUUACAUAUGUGUAAUAAACUAAUUAUCUGUUUCGUCCAUCUUCAUUAUUGAUUAAAUGUUUCAUCACAA
Molecule: messenger RNA, 4796 nt
Organism: Galleria mellonella (greater wax moth)
Lineage: Eukaryota; Metazoa; Arthropoda; Insecta; Lepidoptera; Pyralidae
Gene: rempA
Product: intraflagellar transport protein 140 homolog
Exons: 11
Coding region: 146-4237 (1363 amino acids)
Biological process (GO): intraciliary retrograde transport
Cellular component (GO): ciliary basal body; intraciliary transport particle A; axoneme
Molecular function (GO): protein binding
Source: RefSeq, a predicted model, not a curated record